Molecule: messenger RNA, 843 nt
Organism: Heterostelium album PN500
Lineage: Eukaryota; Evosea; Eumycetozoa; Acytosteliales; Acytosteliaceae
Exons: 4
Coding region: 1-843 (280 amino acids)
Source: RefSeq, a predicted model, not a curated record
AUGACAGAUACAAACUCUAUCGAUUCUUGUGAUAGUUGGGAGUCACAACUUACUCAGUUAUCACCUCGUGCGCUAGAGAGACAGAAUACCUUAAAGCAAAACAAUAAUCAAGAUAAAAGAUUAGAAAUAUUCGAUCAAUCAGAACAAUUGAAUAAUAUUAUUAACGAAAACAAUAGCAAUAAUAAUGAUAGUGGUAGUAAUAGUAAUAGUGGUAGUAAUAGUGGUAGUAAUAGUAAUAGUAAUAGUAAUAGUGGUAGUAAUAGUAAUAUGGGUGAGUCUCAUGAACAAUUUGAGAGAGACAAUUCAUUACAUGAGCAACAACAAACGCAAUUGGAGAAAGAUAUAGAAGAAACAAAUGAAAAAAGAUUUGCUUUGAAAUUACAAGAGCAAUAUAUAGUGCAACGAGAAUUACAACAACAACAACAACAAUUACAACAACAACAAUUACAACAAUUACAACAAUUACAACAAUUACAACAACAAAGUAAUAGUAUUAAUAAUAGUGAUAUCAAUAAUAAUAAUCCAAAACUAGUCGAAGUAAUUAAGUCUAUCAAUGAUACAUUUUAUAGAGUAUGUUCAGCUACGAAAGAAGAGUAUGACAAAGGUUUCAAAGAGUUAGAGGAUAGGUACUAUAUAAAAAUUGGACGUGCAUCUGUUACCAGAGAGAAUGAGAUUCAAAGAGUGAAAGAAUUAUACAGUAGGAAAUGGUAUCUUGAAAGAGCACAUGUUCAUAAAUUACAGGCACUGGAUGGUAUUCUAGAAGAUAGAGAUGUUUAUGUUGGUGUCGAUUCCAUUGCCAUUUGUGGUUUCUCUUACGAUUUCAUCGGUCUCUUCCACAACUAA